AUGUCUGCUUUCCGCUCUCUCCGUCAAGUCGCUGCGUCUUCGUCUCGCGUCUCUGCAUGCAGGGUCGGGACUUCGACGUGCCGGAGCAGGCUGUUGCUGAACUCUGCUACGCGUUUGCCUCUGCGGUCGGCGUCCCGAGCGUUCUCUAUCACAGCACGGGCUCAAGGAGAGGCUGCGUCGGAUGCUGCGCUCGCGCAGAAGCUCCAGGAGGAGCUGAAGUAUGAGCAGGAGGCAGCCGUGGAGGCAGAACCGGAGUUCUUGAAGACGUUCAAGAGCCAGAACGUCUGGCAGAUUGAAGAUGUUGCAGGGAAUGACGAGGUGACGCUCACGCGGAAGUUCGGCAACGAGACCAUCCGUCUCGUCUUCUCCAUCGCGGACAUCCAGUCGCCACAGGAGAACGAGUUCGACGAGCCCGAGGAGGAGGAGGGCGAGGGCGAGGAGUCCGAGCCCCCAGUCAACUCGUACCCUAUCCGGUGCUCGUUCUCGAUCACCAAGUCGACCGGGACCGGCGCGCUCAACAUCGACGCGAUGUGCCAGGAGGGCACGUUCAUCGUCGACAACCUGAGCUAUUACGCGGACGCGAAGACCGGCACGGAGCUCACCGCCGAGGCGGACUGGAAGCGUCGCGGGCUGUACAUCGGGCCGCAGUUCGACACGCUCGACGUGUCCGUCCAGGAGGCGUUUGAGCAGUUCUUGCAGGAGCGCGGGAUUAACGAGAACCUUGCUCUGUUCAUUCCCGAGUAUGCUGAGCACAAGGAGCAGAAGGAGUACGUGAAGUGGCUGGAGAACGUCAAGAAAUUCGUUGAAGCUUGA
Gloeophyllum trabeum ATCC 11539 is the source of this 813-nucleotide messenger RNA. Its product is annotated as mitochondrial glyco protein. The record is from RefSeq and is a predicted model, not a curated record. Lineage: Eukaryota; Fungi; Basidiomycota; Agaricomycetes; Gloeophyllales; Gloeophyllaceae. Gene Ontology annotation, cellular component: mitochondrial matrix. Gene Ontology annotation, biological process: cytosolic ribosome assembly. The coding region runs from base 1 to 813 and encodes 270 amino acids. The transcript is spliced from 4 exons.